UCCGCCCAAGACAGUGUGCAUGAUGGGAAUUGUAGUGCUGCCACUGCGGAUGCACUGACUGGGUAUUGUACAUUUUUUCCAACAUUAUGCAAAGUCCUAUCGAGUGUUUCCCAUGAUGAAUUUGACGCGAUGGGACCCAACGCUGGUGACUUUCUUCAGCAAAAAUGGCUGACAAGAAUACUACGAUGGAAGCAAAUAUGCUGUUGAGAGUCCAGAACUGGAAUAUGCUGACAUCAAUGUUCUAAAGAAGAUGGAGAAACACAGGGAGGUUCCAGAGGAUGUGGAGUAUGGACAGGUUGUAGUAUUGAAGGGUUCCAGACCAACCACAGAGAGAGACAGACCUGAGGGGCGGGAGGAGACUGUGUAUGCUGGAAUACAGCUUGACCAAUGAGAGAGAUUAUUGUGAAGGGUUGAUAUUUAGACAUAACAUUAAAGCUCUGUUGCUUCUUUUGUUACUGUAACUAUUAGUAUCUAACGUUCCCAUAUUUCUGUACAUAUUUUCAUAAAAUGUAAAUGAACAACUAAACUGUAUACACUUGCCGUAGUGUGUCCUUCUGUUAUUGAUUUAAUAUGUUUUUGUAACGUUUGCUUCCAACUCACACUCUCAAACACGUAGAUCCCCUGAACGCAGCUCACUCUCCAAAUCCCAAUCACCUGAAUUUUGAUCACCUGUUCACACACCUGUAUGUCAUCUACACACACUAUGUUGUUCAGUUCUUGCACCCCAUCACUAUGAGGUAUUGUUUGUUUUGUGACACACGUCUUUCAGAGUGCUGGUUUUCCCAGUGAUUUACUUCUCCCGUGUAUGAUAGUGUUUGCCUGCCUCACUAACAACGCCUUUUUGCCUUUUUUUGCCCCGGAUUUCCUGUUAUAUACAGUGGGGAGAACAAGUAUUUGAUACACUGCCGAUUUUGCAGGUUUUCCUACUUACAAAGCAUGUAGAGGUCUGUAAUUUCUUAUCAUAGGUAUACUUCAACUGUGAGAGACGGAAUCUAAAACAAAAUCCAGAAACCCACAUACUAAAAUAACAUGCAAAACAGGGAACAACAAAAAAAGCUAGAUAAACAGGUGAACUCAAAACAGGUGUCCCACCUGCUCUGAAUUACGGGUCACCACUGGCUGUUAAUAUAAUGAAGAAGUGAGACUUCGAUGAGGCUCUUCCUCUUUCCUAUGUCAGAAAUGAUGAAUAGGGUAAAAAUUACACCUCUUCUUUUGCUUGUCACACAAUGGGUGAAUUAUUCUGAGUGGCAGGAACAGCUAUCUCUCAUACUAUCCUUGCAUUGGUUUUUGUUUAUGCCGUAAAAUAUUGCCAGAUUAUGGAAAUUCAGCUCUGAAUAGAAAAUAGAGGACUUUGUUGAAGUACCAAAGUUAAUUUGAUAAACUGAGACCCUGCAUUGUAAAGAGACAUGGAGGCUGUUUUAGGACUGUUGGUGAUCUCAGCAGGAGUGUCUCAUGGCUUGGAGACUUCCUGUGAUGCUAGACAGAAUAGAUCUCAGUGUUAUGGAGCUCUGGGAGGAACUGUCUAUCUCCAGCUGGUGACUGAUGCCACGAGGUAUGAUGAACUCUCAUUUUGGAAAGGCUCAACUGGUGCUAAAACAGAGAUACUCAAAAUGAAGAAGGACAAAUGGGUAAUAAAAUACACCCCCAUUGAAGACAGAUUACACUUCUUUAUAAACAAUGGGACAUUGAGGUUAAAUAACACAAGAAGUACAGAUUCUGGUGAAUAUCUGCAAGAAACAUUUAAUUCAGGAGGGGUAGCACAAGGGACCAGAGGACUACAACUGUUCAUCAAAGCUCCAGUGUCCAGUCCUCAGCUGUCCUCUGAGUGUCUGUCUCAUGGAGAGAUGAAGGUGUCCUGCUCCUCUGAGGGGGAUGGUUCCCAGUACAGCUGGACUCUGGAUGGACAGACGCUGAGAGACACUAAGGCCUCUUCUGAUAACGAGACAAACACCAUCACUCUGAAGAAAGGCCUGUCAGGAAAUCUCACCUGUACCGUCAGAAACAACAUCAGCAGUGAUUCUAUCAGCAAGAGAAUCUCACCUUGUCCAGGAGUCAGUGUGUUUGUUUAUUUCCAACUCGCUGAAGUCUUCAUUCUUCUGACAGUCUGUCUGGGAUCAUACUGUUUCUACAAGAAGGAAACCUAUCAUCAUAAAGAAGUAAGCAGAGUGUAUGCAGUCUCAGGUGGAUCAUGGUGGGACUCAGAUGAGGGUGUUAAUGUCCUGAGAGGUGCUAUGGAGACCAACUAGGCUGUGAGAUUACAUAAUGAUGAUUUAAUAUUGCCAAUCAUUGAAAAUAUUUGUUUUCGCUCUUUAAUAAAAGGUUUAAUUAGGCUUUUAUUAUCAUUUAGAAUUUAUACUGAGCUUAUAGUGGAGUGUAUUGCAUUGCAUUGCAGUGUUUUGUUUCAUGUUGUAUGUGACAUACAGUAACCUAAAUGUAUGAUAUUGGGAAGAAUUGUUAAAUGGUGAAAGGUAACAAAACGCUUUCCUUCUUAACUUUAUUAUGCUUUAAUAUAGCGUAUUUGUGUGAUUUUGAAUUCAUAGAAAUACAAGCAAGCAACUUUUAAAACAUUCUGGACCUCAUUUUCUAUGAACUAUUACUUUAAAAAAAUACUGGACAUUAUUUUUCAGAAUCUACCAUUUUUGAAACAUUCUCGAUGUCAUUUCUCAUUAUCUACUACUUUUAAAACACUCUGGACCUCAUUUUAAUAACUUGCCAAAUAAUUAUUACAAAUGAUAACGUUGACAAGCUCUACAUAUUGCUCUGGCUAAACUUCAUGUGACUGCAUAAUAAUCAAAAUAAUGAGAAAUGCAUUUUAUGUGUAACCAUGAAGUCAUUUUUAUUUUCAUAGUCUACUGUAGUUGGUACAUAGAGUCAUAACCACAUCCAUCAACAUUAAAUCAUCUGUUGGUUAUUU
Molecule: messenger RNA, 2914 nt
Organism: Oncorhynchus gorbuscha (pink salmon)
Lineage: Eukaryota; Metazoa; Chordata; Actinopteri; Salmoniformes; Salmonidae
Product: hepatocyte cell adhesion molecule-like
Exons: 6
Coding region: 1407-2246 (279 amino acids)
Source: RefSeq, a predicted model, not a curated record